Messenger RNA from Dendroctonus ponderosae (mountain pine beetle), 1207 nucleotides. RefSeq names its product cyclin-dependent kinase 20. The record is from RefSeq and is a predicted model, not a curated record. The coding region runs from base 8 to 1072 and encodes 354 amino acids. NCBI's taxonomy places the organism in Eukaryota, Metazoa, Arthropoda, Insecta, Coleoptera, Curculionidae. Gene Ontology annotation, biological process: protein phosphorylation. The transcript has 5 exons. Gene Ontology annotation, molecular function: ATP binding; cyclin-dependent protein serine/threonine kinase activity. Gene Ontology annotation, cellular component: nucleus.
UGAUUCCAUGUCACUUUCAGCUGUCAGUACAAACACUUCCUUUAGAAAUGUUUGCAUUUUCCUCAAUAGUUUCCCGAAAAUUGCCGUUGAAAUGGAAAACUAUAAAAUCACAGGGAGAGCUGGCGAAGGAGCUCAUGGCUGUGUCUUCCAAGGGAUGGAGCUCGCCUCCAGCAAAGUGGUCGCGCUGAAGAAAAUCAACAUCAACGUUGACCUGGGCAUACCGAAAAAUUUAAUGAGGGAAAUUUGUUCUUUGAGGGCUUUGAAGCAUAAAAACAUUGUAAAGAUUUUCGAUGUAACAAGCAUGGGCAGUUCUGUGGUAUUGGUAAUGGAAUUUCUGCCUUGCAGUCUGCAGCAGAUUUUGAAGAACACUCAACUUAGCCUGGCGCAGAUUAAAACCUACUCAAAAAUGCUGCUCAGCGGAGUGCGAUUUAUGCACAAGAGCCACAUAAUGCAUAGGGAUAUUAAACCAGCGAAUUUAUUAAUAUCGCCCAAAGGGUGUCUAAAAAUCGGCGAUUUUGGCCUGGCAAGGCUUUUUAAUGCGGAUCCAUCCAGACAAUACUCUCAUCAAGUGGCCACGCGAUGGUACCGCGCUCCGGAGUUGCUGUAUGGUUCCAAAACUUACACGCCCGCAAUAGACAUGUGGUCUGUGGGCUGCAUCAUUGCGGAAAUGAUCAAUGGUACCCCACUGUUUCCCGGCGAAUCUGAUAUUGGACAACUUGCGAUCGUUCUGAGCACUUUGGGUACCCCGACUGAGGAAACUUGGCCAGAUUUAAAACAACUUCCGGACUACAACAAAAUUUCAUUCAUAUCCAGCUCUGGAAAGCGCUGGAGGUUGAUUUUGCCCACCGCUGAUCACGCCACCCUGGACCUGAUGAGGCAGAUUUUGAUUUACGACGGGCAAAAGCGAUUCACUGCCCAACAGGCCCUGAGCCAUCAGUUUUUCAUCGAGGACCCAAAACCAGCCACUUUGAAAGACCUGCCGGAUCCCAAAGGGUGCUUACGAAGCGAAAGACCCAGUUACAAUCCCCAGGAAUUCGACGAAAUCAUUGAACAGAUCAAUAAAAUAUCCUAAACCCGAUAUUGAAAAAAACGCCAGAUACUUUUAAUUCCAUAUAUUUUUUUUGUAUAUAAUGUACACAGUACAAUAGUGCUAGCUAUUUAUUAAAGACCUUGUCAGUAGAUCCAUUAAAGCCUGACAUUAACUUAA